Messenger RNA from Talaromyces rugulosus, 885 nucleotides. RefSeq lists its product as uncharacterized. The transcript is spliced from 2 exons. Lineage: Eukaryota; Fungi; Ascomycota; Eurotiomycetes; Eurotiales; Trichocomaceae. Gene Ontology annotation, cellular component: mitochondrial inner membrane. Gene Ontology annotation, molecular function: lipid binding. The record is from RefSeq and is a predicted model, not a curated record. Gene Ontology annotation, biological process: ubiquinone biosynthetic process. The coding region runs from base 1 to 885 and encodes 294 amino acids.
AUGGCUGCGCUCAGCGAUUGCCGCCUGGCAAGCAAGGCGACAAGCAACAUCGCAAAAGCCUUCACUUCCACCCAAAGCACAAUCGCCAGUCGAUCUCUGAGCAGGAAAUACGCGCUGAAUCGAAACUGCGCAAUCACAGUCCACCAACCGAUCUGCAGCCGUCGUCUAUCGACUGCUCCUCGGCUUUCGUCGCAGCUGAGAUGCUACCACUCGCAGUUCCACCCACCUCUUCCAACGCAUGAAUAUACCAAUUCGCAAACCGCAAUCCUCUCUGCCGCCCUCAAACACAUUCCUGACCAUGGCUUCACAAAGCAGGCAUUGAUGCUUGGCGCGCGGGAUAUGGGGUUUUUGGAUGUUUCGAUACAGCUAUUCUCCAGACAGGAGAUGGACCUCAUAGUAUUCUGGCUGGCAAGCAGGCGCGGAUUAUUGCGAUCAAAAGUGGAAAAUGGUCUAUUUGAGGGGAAAGGACAACUGGGUGUGGACGAGAAGAUCAAGACUCUGAUCUUGGAGCGAUUGAAGAUGAACAACGAAAUAAUUCACCGCUGGCAGGAUGCCCUCGCUCUCAUGUCGUUCCCAUCGAAUAUUCCUCUUUCCCUAUCCGAACUGCAUUCGCUCUCUUCCGAUAUUUUGUAUCUCGCCGGAGACGCCUCAAUUGAUGCCUCAUGGUAUACCAAGCGCCUAUCGCUAUCAACUCUCUAUGCAAGUUCCGAGGUCAUCAUGACCCGAGAUUCGUCGCCAGACUUUUCCUUUACGGAAGGCUUCGUUGAGCGCCGUUUCCAGGAUAACGGCGCCAUUAGCGACAAAGUGGGUGGUGUGAAAUCAUACUUGGGCUUCAUGGCCGGAACAGCCGUUGGUCUGGGAAGAAGCUGGGGGUUGAAGAUUUAA